CCUCUCGACGUCCGUUCUGUGCGGCAUCCUUGCGCUGCCCCUUUUUGUACUUUCACGUCGAAACGUUCGUUCCACAUAAGUUUGGCUUGAACCUGUGACGAUCUCUCGCGUCUUUGCACAUAUUCCACAGGAGACCGUUUUGCGAGAUCCCAUUGAGAUUUUAUCAUCGUCGGAGACGUCUCUUCAGUUUCUCAUGGCAGCGCCACAGGGGGACUAUCCUCCCCAAGAGGGAUACGGCCAACAGUACGAUUACGGCUCCCCGUCCUCUCCUGUUCAACAGCCCGCCGGACUCGCUCCUGGCGCCACUUCGCAUAGUCACGCUGGAGGCAGAAAGAAGCGAGCUUAUGCUGGUGAAGCGUUCGAGUUUGGGCACGGUGCCAAUGCCGCCAUAGGUGGACAGCCAUUAGCUGGGGGCAGCUAUGGAACACCGUCCCAACCGCAACCUCUGGGCUACCAACAGCCCGUGUACGGAGCUGAACCAAGUCAGGUACAGCCCGCAGUACCUGGAUAUGCCCCCCCGACUGCUCCAGGAGUUGCGCAGAUAACCCAACAAUUUGGCGCCAUGGGUGUGGCCGACGUCAAUCAGCCCGCACAGGCUCCGCGAAGCUCUGUACCCCUCAACCAGCUCUAUCCAACUGAUCUCAUUUCCCAGCCAUUCAAUGUUGCAGAACUUGACUAUCCUCCUCCUCCCAUCGUUCUGCCACCGAAUACAAGCGUUUUCCCAUCGCAUUAUGCGAACUGCCCCCCGAAAUACGUACGAUCGACCCUUAAUGCUGUUCCUACAACGCACUCUCUUUUGAAGAAGUCGAAGCUGCCCUUUGCUCUUGUUAUCCAGCCUUUUGGUGCUUUGCAUGACUCUGAAGAUCCUAUCCCGGUCAUCCCAGACCAGGUUAUCUCACGAUGCAGACGUUGCCGGACCUACAUUAAUCCAUUCGUUAUCUUCCUUGAUCAUGGCCACCGCUGGCGUUGUAACAUGUGCAACCUUACCAAUGACGUGCCUCAGGCGUUUGACUGGGAUAGUACCCUGCAAAAACCGGCGGACAGGUCAUUGCGGCCCGACCUCAACCAUGCCGUGGUCGAAUUUGUUGCGCCUCAGGAGUACAUGGUCCGACCUCCUCAACCCUUAGUGUAUCUCUUCCUGAUCGAUGUGAGCUACGCCUCGGUGACCAAUGGGCUCUUGGCCACAAGUGCACGGUGUAUCAAAGAGAGCCUGGAUCGGAUUCCUAAUGCGGAUCGACGGACACGCCUUGGCUUCAUAGCGGUGGACUCUAGCCUUCACUACUUUUCUAUUCCCAGGGACGGUUCAGAAAGCCUCGACCCGAAGAUGCUUGUUGUCAGCGACCUUGAUGAGCCUUUCUUGCCCAUUCCGGGUGAACUUCUAGUCACUUUGAGUGAAUGUCGGGAAAGCAUCGAGACGUUCCUUGACAAGUUACAAGACAUGUUCCAGAAUACACAGAAUACUGGCUGUGCGAUGGGAUCUGCUCUGCGUGCCGGCUACAAAUUAAUUGCCCCGAUUGGCGGAAAGCUCACUGUUCUCAGCUCCUCUCUACCUAACAUCGGCCAUGGCUCUCUCUCGAUGAGGGAAGACAAGAAAGUUCUGGGUACCAGCAAAGAAAGCAGCCUUCUGCAAACCGCCAACAGCUUCUACAAAAGUUUCGCUGUUGAAUGUUCCAAGGCCCAGGUUUCCGUGGACAUGUUCUUGUUCUCGUCUCAGUACCAAGACGUGGCAUCUUUAAGUAACCUUCCGAGAUACACUGGUGGCCAGACGUACUUCUACCCUGGAUGGAACGCCGCCCGCAGCGAAGAUGCGAUCAAGUUCGCACGCGAAUUCUCCGAAUACUUGUCUUCGGAAAUUGGAUUGGAAGCCGUCCUCCGUGUUCGUGCGACAACUGGUUUACGUAUGAAUACCUUCUACGGCAACUUCUUCAACCGUAGUUCCGACCUUUGUGCCUUCCCGGCGUUCCCUCGUGACCAGGCAUACGUUGUUGAAGUUGCCAUCGAUGAAACCGUGGCGAAACCGGUUAUCUGCUUGCAGACAGCUGUUCUUCAUACCACAUGCAACGGCGAGAGGAGGAUCCGAGUCUUGACUUUGGCGCUCCCAACAACGCAGAGCCUUGCCGAUGUGUAUGCAUCAGCAGACCAACAAGCUAUUGCUACCUUUUUUACUCACAAAGCCGUCGAGCGGACGCUCGGGGGAAGUUUAGAAUCCGCUCGCGACGCACUGCAGGCCAAGGCUGUAGAACUCUUGUCCACAUAUCGGAAGGAACUUGCAGGUGGAAGCGUCAGCGGUGGUGGUCUCCAAUUCCCGGCUAAUCUGAGAGCAUUACCUGUCCUUUUCUUAGCGUUGACUAAAAAUAUUGGUCUCCGGAAGUCCGCACAGAUCCCAAGUGACAUGCGGUCUGCGGCCCUUUGCUUGCUCUCGACUCUCCCCCUCCCUCUUUUGAUCCAAUACAUCUACCCGAAGAUGUAUUCUCUGCACGACAUGCCAGACAAUGCUGGGUUGCCGGAUGAGAAGACGGGCGAGAUUAUCCUCCCGCCACCAGUCAAUCUGUCUUCUGAACGCCUUGUCCCGUACGGGCUGUACCUCAUUGAUGACGGGCAAACGCAGUUUCUCUGGGUUGGGCGGGACGCGGUGCCGCAGCUUAUUCUUGACGUGUUCGGGUUCGCGGACAAGUCACAGCUCCGGGUUGGCAAGCAGAACUUACCUGACCUGGACAACGACUUCAACCAGCGGGUUCGCGCGGUGGUUGAAAAGAGUCGGGAUUGCCGGGCAAAGGGUGUGGGCAGCAUCGUUGUUCCACACCUGUACGUUGUGAAGGAGGACGGAGAGCCGGGUCUGCGGCUUUGGGCACAGACUAUGCUGGUUGAGGACAGGGCUGAUCAGAGUGUCAGUCUCAUGCAAUGGCUGGGUUCAUUGCGGGAAAAGGUCUGAUAUCAAUCCUACCCCUUCUGGUUGAGUUGCUUUUCUUUGAUUUAUUUUAUGUUUUGCUGUUAAAGAAGGCGAAGAACAAGCGAAGUCCCAGGACUGACAUGCUUUGACCCGCCCACAGGUUGUCCAGUAAUGAUUGUUGUUAUAUCCUUGGUAAAAUAUAUGAUACAACAUCACCAAUUCCAGUCAUCUUUUUGUGCUUGAUGUACGUAUGUGCGUGAUGAAACCGUGUAGUCUGUAUUAUCGAGGACGAGUAGAUCUGGGCCUGACUGUACAGCAACAUGCAGCUGCAGGUGUGACUGGGCGUGGCCAUGCAUGCAAUGGCUGGCCACCGCAAAUGAUGCAGGAGGGAAUCGUGAAACUGACUGUUGUGUUUUCUGUCUGAGAAUCCACUGAAUGGGCCAGGGCGCCUUGUCAUUGAUCCAGCAGCCGCUGCGGCCAAGUGUGACGGGAUGCGACUCUCGAUCCAGCCGUUUCCUCGAGGGAAUUAAUAUUA
This is a messenger RNA of Monascus purpureus, 3425 nucleotides long. Lineage: Eukaryota; Fungi; Ascomycota; Eurotiomycetes; Eurotiales; Aspergillaceae. The record is from the annotation of a GenBank genome assembly.